AUGUACGAAUUACCUGCAGAUGACAAGAAAUUGGAGAAUAUUAAUCUCUAACAAAGUUCAUUUGAAUAUAAAUUAAUUGAAGACGAUGACGAAGAAGAUAAAAGCAUAAUCUCUUAGUUUUUGUAGAAUGUUAUUAAGUAGCCAGAAUAAAAUUUGUUUGAUUUGGAUAUCUCAGAGAGUCAAGAAUAGCAAAAUGGACCUAAGGAUUCGCUUUCCUCUUUAGUUGAUUAAAUGCUGUCAUCGAUUUCUAACAACUAAGAAAUACUUAACAAUAGAGUUAAUCUAAUAGAAGAGGAUGAUACGAUUGUAGACACUAUUGAGGAGUUUGAAUUUCGAGAUUAUUAAAUAGAAUUAUAUGAGAAAGGAAUUGGCAAGAAUUCUAUCAUUUAUUUGGAAACAGGAUUGGGUAAAACCUUAGUCAUCAUAAUGCUUAUGUGGGAUCGUUUGUUUAAAUAUCCUGAUAAAAAAAUAGUCUUUCUUGCCAACACUGUUUAAUUGGUAGAAUAAUAGGCCUAGCAAAUUAGGUUGAAAUUACCUAGAGUUGCUGAGUUGUUAAGCGACGAUGAGAAUAUGGUUGCGAAGGCUAAACAAAUCGGGUCUAAGUUAAAUGUAUUACAUGGAAGUAAAUGCACAGACAUAUGGAACUAAAUUAUGUGGCAAAUUAUGUUAGAAGAGAGUAAUAUUCUAGUAAUGACAACCUAAAUCUUCCUCAACAUAUUAAGAAAAGGAUUGGUGAAAAUCUCUAAUUUUAGUUUUAUUGCAAUGGAUGAAUGUCAUAAUGCAAUUUAAGAUCAUCCCUAUAACUAUAUUUUAAAGGAAUUUUACCUUAGAACUAAGUUUUAGUCAGAUAAUCAAUUUUUACCAUAAAUUGUAGGAACUACUGCAUCUCCUGUUAUGAAUAGCAGAUCAGUCAGCAAUAAUUAACUACUAUAAGAAUUGCUUUAGUUAUCAGCAAAUAUGGAUUCAUAAUAUUUAUAUGUAGAUGCUUAAUCCCUUAAGAAACAUAUAAAAGAGGCGAAGAUUGUACCUGUCUAUUAUAAAAUGCUCUUUAAUGAUUCUGACAUCCAAAAAGUUAUCGAUUUGAAGGCAUCAUACACUAAUUGUGAGAAAAAUGAGAAUAAGGCACUUGAUAUAAUGAGAAGAAAUGGCUAUCUAAUUGAGUUUUUUUUAAUUAAGUAAACCUUGGAAAAUUUCAAAAGAAAAUACUCAUAUGAUUUAUAAACAAAAAUCCUAAUUGCAUAAAUUGAGAAAUAAAUCCUACUAAACGGGUUUUAAAUGUAUUUGGAAUUAGGUCAAUAUUUAUUUGGUACACAUCUAUAGUAUAUUGAUAGUAUUAUUGUUGGAAUAUGUUAUUAUUAAGUUAAAUGAUUUUUUAACCAUCAAGAGACCACCAAAUUAAGCUGCCUGUUUAGACAUCUUAAAAUAAAUCUAGAAUUUACUAAAAGAUGCUAAAUUAAAAUACUCGAAUGUUUACCAAUCAUCCACUCCUAAAGUACAGGUCUUAUUUGAACUAAUAAAAAAAGCUUAUUCAUAAGGCGAUGAUAACAACAGAAUUUUGAUUUUUGUGAAAUAAAGGCUUACCGCUUUCUUUUUAAAUAGGCUAAUCGAAGAAUAUUUGGCUACAGAGAGAAUAAGUAUUGAUAAAUAUAUUAUGUAUUAGAUAUUGUAAGCAAUUUUAUAAUAGGACAUUGUUCCUCAAUAGUGAGAAAACAGAAUAAUAGUAUAAUGAUCAAUGUGAUUGAUUCCAAUAAAGAGGAUUAAGAAGAACUAAUUAAAAAACUAUAUGCUGAAUUAUAAAAUGAUCAAAGCAAAUUUUCAAUUGAAUAACUUAAAGAUCAGGUCAAUAGAUUAAACAUAUUUGCUUAUAAGAUUAGUUCUUCAGUUUAAAAUGACAUCUUAAAUCAGUUUAGACAAGGAAAAAUAAAGAUUCUAAUUUCUACUGCAGUGGCAGAAGAAGGUAUUGAUAUUCCAAUGUGUAAUUUUGUUAUUGGAUUCAAUCCAAUUUCAAGUUCGAAGGCAUAUGUUUAAAUGAAAGGGAGAGCAAGAAAAGAGAAUUCAUAGUUUAUGAUAUUCAUGGUUGACAAGUUAUAGCAGGCUUAAGUGUAAAGUCAUCAACAAGUUUAGAACAACAUUAAAUAGAUUAUUGAAGAACUGACUGCUCCUUAAAGAUAGCAAAUGCUCAAUAAGGCGAUGCUAACAUUAUGUAAUUAUAAUUUUAUAUUCACCAGAGAACAAAACUUUUGAAAACACUUAUUUUGAUUCAUUUGAAAUUUAGAGCUCAGGUGCUCUAAUCAAUACAAACUGGUCUUGCUAAUUAAUAAUGUAAUUGUGUUCGAAGUUCAAUUAAAAGGAUGCAGAUAAGACUUAGGCUAAAUAUGCAAUUUAUUAAUUGCAUGGAAAUGCUUAGUCUAAUCAGUAGUUCAUAGCCUUUUUACUUCUCCCAAUAUCAAUGAAGAGCUUCAUAUUUUAUGGGAAACUUGCCCCAACUUCCAAAGAUGCUAAGUCUUCAGCUGCAUUUGAAGCAUCAAUGUAAUUGUAUUAGAAGGGAUACAUUGAUGAGAAUUUGCAAAUCUGCUUUGAUAGUGAUUUGGGUCAACACAUAGGGGCAGAUUAAGAUGAUUCUUAAAUCAUGAUGGUAACUAUAAUUAUCUUACAAUUUCAUAGACAAGAGAAUAAUGGCAAAUAGCAUGUAAAUACUCUUAGAGGUUGGUACAAAGUUAAUCUACAAUGGGAGGGAAAGUUAACUCAUAAAAAAGGUAUUAUACUAAUUUAUUCAAAACCCUCUUCUAAACAAAGGAUUAAAACGAUUAGAUUGAGGAUUUCUUACUUUACGAAUGUCUAUAUUAAAAUGAGAAAAUAUUCUUGGCCUUUCCGAAAUAGAUGCUUACUCAAGUCAGUAAGUGUGAAAAUACUUUGUAAGCUCUUGGCAUUUAAUUUAAAUCAAUGUAGAAAAUUUCUAAGAGUUAAUAUGAAAGUUAUUAUAGACAAUAUGUGCAGACCAUUAUCAAAGAAGAAAAAUUACUAAAAUGGAAAGACAAUGUAUAUGCGGUUAUUAAUCAAAGUACAUAUUUCAUUUAUUUUAGAAUGUUAAAUUAUGAUUAAAAGUUAGAGCGACUCGAAUUUACUUCUAAUCUUAAAGGGUUCAGCCGAUAGUAAAUUUACACUUAACUAAAUCAUCAAUCAAUUUACUUUAAGAUUCAAGGUGGAUCUAUUCAAGGAUAAAAUUAAAGAAUAACUAGUUCAAAAAAUUUCCAUUAUUCCUUUGAAUAUCAAACCUCGUAUCAAUGAAGUUUUGAAUUCCACUAAUAAAUACAUUCAGUAUCUCACCUCUCUCCAAUAUUGCUGUUAAAAUGAAUUGGAAGCAUUGCAAUUAAAUUUUAUACAAUAUAGCGUUUCUGAUGUUGUUUUGAAUUCGGAUGUGAAAGAUAGAUUGGAUGAAAUUUUAUUUAAAUCAUUGGAUUUAUAGUCUCAUAAAUACAAUGAAUUAUUAUUAGGCCAUCAGUACUAUAAAUUCCUUGUAGCAGUUAUAUUGUAUGCUAAUUAUUUCGAAAAUGAUAUUCACAUUACCAGAGCUAAAUAUAAAACAUUUACAAGAAGCACUUAUGUUAGGAAUUGUCUGCUAGAAUCUUACCUCUUCCUAUAUUUACAUAAGAAUGACCUAAAUGAUAUAACUACACAAUUUAUUGGGCUUGAAAAAUAUCAAGAUAAUUUUGAUUUGAUGAUGGAAUAAUUAAUUUUAGAUGAUUUUUCAGUAACCAAAAGGAAAUCAUAGGCGAAUACAAUUAGAAAUAAGAUCCAUAUUUCAAAUUAGGAAUUCUUUUAAUUCUUACAAACUUCAUUAUUUCUAAUCUAAUAGAAUGAUUAGGAUCUAGUCAAUGGUUUAAAUUGGCUUAGAACCUUUCGAAUAGUGACUUCUAUGAAGAUUCAUGUGAAUUCAUCAAAAUGUUUAGAGGAAUUUCUACCUGGUUUUGUGCCUCCUAGUGAACAGACUAGAAAAAUUAGAAGAGUGUUCUCUUCUCUUGAAUAUCAAAUAAAAUACUAAUUCAAACAUUUUGAAUUGUUGUUUUAAGCAAUGACCGAUAUUUCAUUUAAAUUUGUGAUUAAUAACAAGUUAAAAAACAAGUAUUAUGAUCAAUUUUAAAAGAAGGAAGAAUUUUAAGGGAUGAUAUAGGAAUAAUAAUGGAUUGAAUUUAAAAGUCAAUUUGAAUGCAUGAAUGAUACAGACUAGAAUAAUUAUGAAAAUUCGCUAUUGGCAAUGCUAGGGAAAGCAUUAUGGAAUUAUCUAAUAAUUAAAAUACUGAAUGAGAACAAUAUGGGUAUAUAUUCAUUUACAAAAUCAUAGAUUGUUUUGCAAUUAAAAUUGUUGGAAAGAUUCUUACGAAAACUCCAUUUCUAGCAUUUUUAGCCAUCUAACUUGGUUUGCAGUAGUAUUUGAAUAGCAGCUAUUAAAAUUCCCUCUUCAUAUUAGCUAGUGAAGUUGAAAAAUGCAAGGAUUAAUCCUUAGCAUUUAAAAUUGGUAAAAUUUAGAAAUCUAUACAUUCACAAAUCUUGGAAAAUGCAUUUUUAGCUCUUGUUGGUGCUAUCUACCUUGAUUCAAAUUGCAGUUUAAAUAUUGUAAUGCAAUGGGCUACAUUAACAUUAGAAAAGGUUCAUGUAUAUCAAUUGUAUUCACCUGAUUUCAUAAAGAGACAACCAAAAUAUCAAUUUUAUCAAUGGUAACGAUGACAUUAAGUUUUAGGUACCAGAGUAAUAUAGGUAACCCUUUCAAUUUUAAUCUGAUCAAAAUUCCUCAUUAAGAUUACAGAAGAGUAGCAUAAGGAGAAAAUUUGUUCAUUCCUUAUGACAUGUUAGAAGCCUAGAUAGUAAACAUCAAGAAAGAUAAAUAUUAUGAAAUAUCAUAAUUGCAUAUUUAUGCUAAGAGCAAAGAGAAGGCUUGGGAAAAGUUGUAUGAAAUGAUUGAUUAUUGAGUUUAUAAAUUAAUUAAAGUUUAUAUUAACAAUAGGGGAG
Molecule: messenger RNA, 5007 nt
Organism: Paramecium octaurelia
Lineage: Eukaryota; Ciliophora; Oligohymenophorea; Peniculida; Parameciidae
Source: the annotation of a GenBank genome assembly